This is a messenger RNA of Felis catus (domestic cat), 3301 nucleotides long. RefSeq names its product aquaporin 10 (gene AQP10). The record is from RefSeq and is a predicted model, not a curated record. The coding region runs from base 1900 to 2760 and encodes 286 amino acids. Gene Ontology annotation, cellular component: plasma membrane; basolateral plasma membrane. The transcript has 6 exons. Lineage: Eukaryota; Metazoa; Chordata; Mammalia; Carnivora; Felidae. Gene Ontology annotation, biological process: water transport; glycerol transmembrane transport. Gene Ontology annotation, molecular function: urea transmembrane transporter activity; glycerol channel activity; water channel activity.
GGGAGGGUUCAGAGGAAUCGAGAUUCAAGAUUCUCAGUUGCAUCUACCCAGAUGUCCCUAUUUCAAAUGUCGGGAUCCUACCCUAACCUCCUCAAGGUUAGGGUCCUAAAAUACCUAGCCUUGGCAUAGGAAGCCUGGGGCUGAGAAUUCUUUCUCAACAAUUAACAUUGGAGCUGGCCCUCCACUCUGAUGCCCACUGGAUACAGGUUAGGCUUCCCUUAAGGGCUGUCGUGGGGCCACCUGGUUUCACAGUCUGCCUGGACUUGAUCAGUUCUGUGGACUUAGUUUCUAUUUCCUUCAGGCUCUCAACUGCUGCAGAGACCAUUAAUGCAUAUCCUUUCAACCAGUAACCCCUCGCAGCCGGCCACUGCUGACAAUUUUAAUAACUGUCCCACCUCGGCAAGCUAGAGACUAUCAGUAUUCUACCUACUACCGUGGGUUCUUGUCAGCCAGACUGUGAACAGUCACCCAGAUUCAUUCUAGAAUUUGUGGAACCACGUCUGAAACCAACAGGCUUAAAUUGGGUUCCUUGGAGAAAGACUCCAACGAGAAGCUACGUGAACAAGGUUUACUGGGAAGUGCUAGUGCUCGCGGGAUGCACCUGUAAGGAAGUGAGGAAGGCAAGGUUAGGCAAACGGGGAAACUGACACGCAAUGAGGUUACAAGAGAGGCUUCAGCCAAUCCUGUGGGGAACUUGGAAGUUGGAGUGGCCCCUUCAGGGUCGUUCCAUAUUGAGACAGAGAGGCCAGGUCUUUGUAUCCUGCAUCAACCGUCGUCGACAGGCCCUCCAGGAGGGCGUGUGACCUUGGGUGAGGCUGUCUCCUGCCAUGGGAGGCAUUGCCAUGAGGGAAGCAGCUGUGUGCAAUCAGCAUCUGAUAUUCCCAGCAGCUGGGAAAUGGGUGCAUUGGUCCCAAACAGGGCAUCCGGGUAGAGCAUUUUACCCACGAAACCUAGUAAAGGAGUAUCGUGAACGGAUGUGCCCAGGACUGUGCCAGAGCCCGUGGCCCAGUGCUCGAGAACCUCAUGAACUAUAUACGGGAUUUUGUAAAUGUAUGUGUUUCCACCUACCGGCACAUAAGCUCUAGAAGAGCGGGCAAUGUAUUUGCUUACCGCCGCUUCUCCAGCGUCUAGAAUUUGACUCCUAGUUGAAUGAACCUAACUGGAGGCUUGCAAUAAGAACCAGGAAGUUGCUGUGUGUUAGGCGGAAUCUGGGGGUGACAAGCAUCCAGAGAAAGGGAGGUGGGGCUCGGUGCGAGUGUGAAGCACUCGUCUGGAGCCAAGGCAGAGCUAGGGCACUCUAACCGAGGUGGGACUCCGCAUGAGGGAAGCGCAAGCAUCGCAUGAGUGGGUUCUCUUUCUGCAGUCUCCGGUCUUCAGCCCAGCCUCUCUGGAUGCCCGUGGCGUUCUGCAAGCAUCCAAAUGGUUGGGGGGAAAGCUUCAUGUUCCACACGAGUGACAUUGUGCAACAGGGGACGGAGAGUCAGAAGGUCUGGAUCUGAAUUCAGACGUCUCCCUUAAGUAGCUGCGCGGCCUUGGCGAGUCCUGAGGCUCUCCAGAUCACCAGGGGCGGGGCGGGAGCAGGUUGCUGAGGCCAAGGGCUGGCGCAGGAUACUUCCUCCGACCCAUCGGCACAGGAGGGGGCUACUCCUGGGAGGAACGGGGAUGACAGAUGGAAGAGACACAGCCUGGGCAAACUCCAGGCUCUGGUCCAAGAGCCGGCCCUUGGACAUUCUCCUGUUAUCUCUAUCUCUACGCUCGCUAGCCUACACACGUGUGCAGACAUUGCUGUUGAGGCGCUGCGCUAAUUGGUUUUAAAGUCUUUCCCUUAUCAUUCCCCCGCUCCCUGGCAGGCAGUGGUUGUGGUUGUGUGGCAGCAGCCAGAGACCAGGCGUCCCCACCAUGUUGCACAGCCAGCCCUUGGCGUACGUCAAGGGCCGGCUCCGGAUCCGCAGCCACCUGGCCUGGCAGUGCCUGGCAGAGUUUCUGGGUGUAUUUGUGCUCAUGUUGCUCACCCAGGGGGCUGGAGCCCAGGCUGUCACCAGUGGAGAAACGAAAGGCAACUUCUUCACCAUGUUUCUGGCUGGCUCUCUGGCCGUGACCAUAGCCAUCUACGUGGGUGGUAACGUUUCAGGGGCCCACCUGAACCCAGCCUUCUCCCUGGCCAUGUGCCUGCUGGGACGCCUCCCCUGGGCCAAGUUCCCCGUUUACUGCUUGGUGCAGCUUCUAUCUGCUUUCUGUGCCUCUGGAGCCACCUAUGCCGUCUACUACGAUGCCCUACAGAACUAUACAGGCGGGAACCUGACGGUGACUGGCCCCAAGGAGACAGCCUCCAUCUUUGCCACCUAUCCUGCCCCUUACCUGUCCCUGAACAAUGGCUUCCUGGAUCAGGUGCUGGGCACGGGGAUCCUGAUUGUGGGGAUCCUGGCCAUCCUGGACACACGGAACAAGGGAGUGCCUGCAGGUCUGGAGCCUGUGGCUGUGGGGCUGCUGAUCCUGGCCAUCGGGCUAUCCCUGGGUGCCAACUGUGGGUUCCCACUCAACCCUGCCCGGGACCUGGGCCCACGGCUUUUCACCUACGUGGCUGGCUGGGGCCCUGAAGUCUUCAGUGCCGGUAACGGCUGGUGGUGGGUGCCUGUGGUGGCCCCUCUGGUGGGGGCGACUCUUGGCACAGCCACGUACCAGCUGCUGGUGGCUCUCCACCACCCCGAGGAGAAGUCAGAGUCGGCUCAGGAUCUAGAGUUUGCCCAACAUACAGCCUGAGGCCUGGAAACUCCUGCCUCUGCCCUGUUGCCGCAGCGUGAGCUCUGAUCCCGACACCGAGCCCUCGCCUCGCUUGUGGACACUGAAGUGGGGCCGCAAAUCCGGGACGGUGGCCAGAGGACGGCUUCCUCCCAAACUGGGAGGGCCAGGCCCCUGCUGCCCUCCACACCCCGGCAGGUCUUCGGACCCUGGGGGCCUCCGCGGACACAGUGCCUCAAAGCGGCCGCCAGAGGGUGCGCCCGGGGAGGCCUGGGGGAGGCCGGGGGAGGGGCGCUUCCCGCGGAGCUCGGCCCCCUCCCGGGUUCCCGGCCCCAGAACCUCGGCGCGGCCGCGCUGCCCUCGCGGGGCGGCUUCCCCCACAUGGGGAGGGGGCGCAAGGGGGGAAACUGAGGCACGGCCCAGUGCCCAGGCGCUCCGGCCGUCCUUCCCGGAGAGGGGUGCGGGCCCCGGCCCGGGGGCGCGCGCUGGGGGGAGGGUCCUCGCUGCCCCGCCACGCGCCCCCGGCCCCCUCUCCUCCGAAUAAAAACGUCCCGGUUCUCUA